Myripristis murdjan (pinecone soldierfish) is the source of this 3529-nucleotide messenger RNA. It is a transcript of the gene rragd, whose product is annotated as ras-related GTP binding D. The coding region runs from base 117 to 1307 and encodes 396 amino acids. The transcript is spliced from 7 exons. Gene Ontology annotation, biological process: positive regulation of TORC1 signaling; cellular response to starvation; negative regulation of autophagy. NCBI's taxonomy places the organism in Eukaryota, Metazoa, Chordata, Actinopteri, Holocentriformes, Holocentridae. The record is from RefSeq and is a predicted model, not a curated record. Gene Ontology annotation, molecular function: GTP binding; GTPase activity. Gene Ontology annotation, cellular component: lysosome; nucleus; Gtr1-Gtr2 GTPase complex.
GUUCACAGCCAUGGCUCUCUCAUAUCAGGUGACAAUGUGGAAAAGUUGGACAGUGAGCGCGGCGUAAGAAAAGAGACAAGCGACCCGAGAGCGAAAACAGGCGAAGGAAGCUCAGCAUGACGAGCCGGCGGGUCUCACAGUUUAGCGGGGACGACGACGAGGAGGACGACGACAAAGCUUUGGGAUAUUACGACGAGGACGAGGACGACCUAGAAGCGUUUUCGGACGGAGGUCUGGGCUGCGAGGACGGAGAGUUGGGAUUCAGUGAUUCUCUCAAUGGGGAGGUGAAGCCACGCAUCCUGCUGAUGGGCCUGCGGCGAAGUGGCAAGUCAUCCAUCCAGAAGGUUGUUUUCCACAAGAUGUCUCCCAACGAGACUCUCUUCUUGGAGAGCACCAACAAGAUCUGCCGUGAGGACGUUUCCAGUAGCUCCUUUGUCAGCUUCCAGAUCUGGGAUUUUCCUGGACAGAUCGACUUCUUUGACCCUACCUUCGACUACGAGAUGAUAUUCAGAGGCACUGGAGCACUAAUCUUUGUCAUUGAUUCACAGGACGACUAUGUGGAGGCGUUGAGUCGAUUGCAUCUCACGGUGACCAGAGCAUACAAAGUCAAUCCAGACAUCAACUUUGAGGUGUUCAUCCAUAAAGUGGAUGGCCUGUCAGAUGACCAUAAGAUUGAGAAGCAGAGGGACAUUCACAAACGUGCCAAUGAUGACCUAACAGAUGCAGGCUUGGAGCGAAUACAUCUCAGCUUCUACCUAACCAGUAUCUAUGACCACUCCAUAUUUGAGGCUUUCAGUAAAGUGGUCCAGAAGCUCAUCCCACAGCUGCCUACACUGGAGAACCUACUCAACAUCUUCAUAUCUAACUCUGGUAUCGAGAAGGCCUUUUUAUUUGAUGUGGUCAGUAAGAUUUACAUCGCCACAGACAGCAGUCCAGUGGAUAUGCAGACGUACGAGCUGUGUUGCGACAUGAUUGACGUGGUCAUUGACAUCUCCUGCAUCUACGGUCUGACUGAUGAUGAAGCUGGCUCACCCUAUGAUAAGGAGUCUAUGGCCAUCAUCCAUCUGAACAACACUACAGUAAUGUACCUGAAGGAGGUCACCAAGUUUCUGGCAAUGGUCUGCUUCCUCCGUGAAGAGGGCUUCGAGAGGAAAGGACUCAUUGACUACAACUUCCACUGUUUCAAGAAAGCCAUACAGGAAGUCUUUGAUGUCCGUAUCAAGGUUCAACAGAAUCGCAAACUCCUCAAUCAGAGGAGGUGGAGCAAACAGACUGUGACCAAUGGAGGCCUCACCAACCCACACUGAGAGCUGGUGACCUCGCAUAUCAGUCACCCAGCUGUAACUGAGCUUAACUCCUAAGAUUAUCCCAUUCAGCUUAGCCAUUAGGUGAUAAGAACAUCAGCCCAAAAAAAAUCAUCUGUGGUUCCCUGGUUGAUCACUGACUCCAGCGCUCCAUGCUGACAGCAUACAUUACACUGAGUCAUAGUAAGCCAGAAGCAUUAUCUCAAAACUAAGAAAAUCAGAACUUGUAAACUCCUCUGUAAACAGUAUAUGUCCCAUCAGACUUGCGCCACUUGGUUUAUUUCCAUACAAAGUGAACGCUGUGAGCACUGAGAGACAAAUCACUACAAAUCGCUGUGCAGUAGAUGGAUAAGUGGAUCGUCUGAAAUAGGGUUACCCUAAAAUAAACCUGAUAAAAUCAGCUAUAUUCAUUUAAUUAUAUUUUGUUUUCAAGUGUAUCAAAUCCACAGGUCAUAUGAAGACCAUGAGCCACUUUUUAUUAAUAAAGACCUGUUUAGUCUUUAAGGAAAAUGUUAGUAGCCUGUGUGUGUUAGUAAUGGGGCAUGCUGUCAUCUCACACCGUGUAUGCUUAAAGGUGGUAGUUAUCAUCACUCAAUACAGUGGAGACUAAACUGUUAUCAUGCAGCACCGGAGCCGGUGGUUAUCCUGGUAUCCAUGUUGUUAUCGCUUAAUGGGUGAGUUGAACAGUGAGACAAUCUUCAAAACAGUGAGUGUAUUCUUUAAAAAUCCUCUGAUGUUCUACUGCCUUGCUUUUUUCAUUUUAUUAGACACAAGAGACUUGGACAACACACUGGAGGGACAUGUCGCUUGAAAGUUUUUUCCAAGUUUGAUAGCACUUUGGCACUAUCGUGAUUUUUCUACUGCACUCCGUCCAUCAAAGCUAAUCUCUUGUGAUAUCUCAGACACCACUGGUCCUUGAUGAAACUUAAAGGGAUAAUAUAUAUUUUCAUUGCUGUUGAUUGUGGUAUAUAUUUUCAUUGUUUAAACUGUCACCAAACUUUGAAGGUUCACAUUUCUGAAUUUGAUGAAAGUUGGAGAGGUGACGUGUCUUCACACUUUGUUCUAGUAUUUUUUAAAAAUGCACUUUUUGGCCCAAUGAGCACACUUUAAUUAGGUAUCUCAAACACCCCAGACCACCCCAGACAAAAUUAAGUGGCAAUGCAUUUGGGAACUCCAUUUUUUGAAAGCAGUGAUGAUCUGAUUAGGCUGCUAAUAAUGGUUAAAAUUUCAAUUUUUGAAAGGCUGAACUAAAACUACUAGUCAGAAUUUGGAGGGAUGAUGCAUGUUGUGGUUGAUUGGCUCAAGGAGCGUCUACAUCAGUUGUGUGGGGCGACCUGUUUAUUGCUGCCUCAUUCCAGUUGUAAGCUGGAAACCUGUUUAGAGGCCAUCCAAACAUAUGGUGAGGAUGUCAUUAUUCUGUCGGUGACACAUCAAUUUGUAGCUAUAUUUGUCGUGUUCCCACCAGCUGGGGUUUGAAUCAGAAAAAAGAAAAGACAGUAUGCUAAUGUGCCAACUGGAGACUUACCCAUUUUAGAAACAACAUGUAUGGUGUACAAAGAAGAGUGGAGACUUAUACAUGCGAGAAACACCACAUGUGACAUUUCAGGACAUCCAGUAUAAAAUGUUGUGCAAUGAAACUGAACAAUUCAUCAAGCCAACCAUGCCAACCCCAAGGCUGUGUCCACACGGUGUUUUUGAUCAAAGAAAACUUUUGGAAAAUGCUGUCUGGAGUGGAAUAGGCUGUUUUGGUUUGCAGUGUGGACAGUGAAUUUGAAAACGUUAUUUUCAACAACUUGUAUUAAUUUGUGACGUUUAGGAGGAACUCAGCCUCCUCCUCUGUCCAUAUAAACCACUCAACCAUUGUUCAUUCCACUUCCUUUUCCCUACAGUUUUAGACAUUAUAAAAAUGUUUUUAACCCUAUUUGCUCUUGAGUUUGUAGCUAACUGGGAAAUGUCAACAAAAAGCUGCAGUCACAUGCUCACAUCACAAAUAUGUGCAUUUUUCCACUCUUGCAUGGAGAAAGAAUUUUCAAACGCACUCCCAUGUAGAUGGGCACAGAUAAGUUUGUGUUUUCAAAAAAUCCAUAUCCGUGUGGACACGGCCUAAGUCAUUUAGUUUUUAUGUAUUUCUAUCACUAUUUAUUGUAUUGCUUAAGUUAUUAACAAAAAUUUGUACUGCUUCUACUGCUUCUGUUGAGCAUAAAAAUGUUUGUGCAAUAUUAAAA